Messenger RNA from Salvia splendens (bonfire salvia), 2034 nucleotides. Its product is annotated as calcium-dependent protein kinase 8. Gene Ontology annotation, molecular function: protein kinase activity; calcium ion binding; ATP binding. Gene Ontology annotation, biological process: protein phosphorylation. The record is from RefSeq and is a predicted model, not a curated record. The transcript has 9 exons. The coding region runs from base 220 to 1809 and encodes 529 amino acids. NCBI's taxonomy places the organism in Eukaryota, Viridiplantae, Streptophyta, Magnoliopsida, Lamiales, Lamiaceae.
UGAGGAGAGAGAAUCUCACAAAAAGUCUCUGUGGAAGAGCUUUUUGAAUUCUCUCUUUCUCUAAUCACAUCCCAUGGCGCAGGAGCUCCUUCAUGCGUCAUCACAUUUCCUAUCUUCAGUUUUCUUUGUUGAGCAUGCUUGCAUCAUAUGCUGAAUCCCCCUAGGCUCAACAUUAUUCAAGGUAAGGUGGUGUGAAGGAAGGCAAUCUUCCUCUGCAUCAUGGGAAACUGCUGUGUGACCCCUUUCAAACACUCUGGAGAGAAGAAGAAGAAGAAGAAGAACAAGAACAACAAACAUAACAAGCUGAAUCCAUUUUCCGUAAAUCAUGCAACCCGUAAAAAGCUCGUCGUGUUGAAGGAUCCUGGUGGCCAUAACAUCAAGGAGAGAUACAAGCUUGGGCGUGAGCUCGGCCAGGGCGAAUUCGGCAUUACUUAUCUGUGUACGGAUGUGGUGAGCGGGGAGAGAUACGCGUGCAAGUCAAUAUCAAAGAAGAAGCUGAGGACUGAAGUCGAUAUUGAAGACGUGAGGAGGGAGGUCGAGAUUAUGAAGCAUAUGCCUAAGCACCCAAAUGUUGUGAGCUUGAAGGAUACUUAUGAAGAUGAUAGCGCGGUGCAUAUUGUGAUGGAACUAUGUGAAGGUGGCGAACUGUUUGACAGGAUUGUAGCUCGGGGGCAUUAUACAGAGAAGGCAGCAGCCGUUGUCAUGAAGACCGUCAUUGAAGUUAUUCAGGCGUGCCACCGACAAGGAGUCAUGCAUCGUGAUCUCAAACCAGAAAACUUCCUUUUCGCAAAUAAGAAUGAAACAUCUCCCAUAAAAGCAAUCGACUUUGGGCUGUCGGUUUUCUUCAAACCUGGUGAACGUUUCAACGAAAUUGUUGGGAGCCCGUACUACAUGGCUCCUGAGGUUCUAAAACGCAACUAUGGACCAGAAAUCGACAUUUGGAGUGCUGGUGUCAUCCUUUAUAUUCUGCUUUGCGGUGUUCCUCCAUUUUGGGCAGAGUCCGAGCAAGGAGUGGCUCAAGCAAUCAUUCGAUCUGCUGUUGAGUUUAAGCGAGAACCUUGGCCUAGAGUUUCGAAUAGUGCCAAAGAGCUUGUAAAGAAAAUGCUCAACCCUGAUCCUAUUCAACGCCUUACUGCUCAACAAGUCCUUGAUCAUCCUUGGAUGCAACAUACGAAGAAGGCACCAGAUGCCUCCGUUGGCGAAACUGUGAAAGCAAGGCCAAAACAGUUCUCUGUGAUGAAUAAGCUCAAGAAAAGGGCUCUAAAGGUUGUGGCAGAGAACUUGUCCAUGGAGGAAGAGUCUGGGAUGAAGGAAGCAUUUGAUAUGAUGGACUCGAGGAAAAUGGGCAAAAUUAACGUCGAGGAGCUCAGAAUUGGUUUGCACAAACUUGGCCAUCAGAUCUCGGACGUUGAUGUUCAUAUUCUAAUGGAAGCUGCUGAUGUCGAUGGAGAUGGAACGUUGAAUUAUGGCGACUUUGUUGCUGUCACUGUGCAUAUGAGAAAGAUGGUCAACGAUGAACAUAUUCACAAAGCUUUUUCCCAUUUCGACCGUAACGAGAGUGGAUAUAUUGAGAUUGAAGAGCUCCGGGAAGCUCUGUGCGAUAACAACGAUGCCAACAAGAAGGAGGUCAUCACUUCUAUAAUGCAUGAUGUUGAUACAAAUAAGGACGGCCGGAUAAGUUAUGAAGAAUUUGCUACGAUGAUGAAGGCUGGUACAGAUUGGAGAAAAACAUCUUGUCGUGAGAGGUUGAACUGUCUUAGCGUGAAGUUGAGAGAAGGCUCGCUACAGUUAGCUAACGAGGGUAGAUAAACGACUACACAGACGUCCCCGCCCCCCCAAUUUUUUGGCUGAGUGUUACAUUAUCGGUUUCUUUCUUCACAAAAUUUUUUCCAUGUUUCUCUAUUGUUGUUAUUGUUAUAAGCUAGGGGUUCAUUAGCAUCAGGAUGAGGCACGCAAUGUUUUCUUCAAUUCUAUACAUGUGUAUACUGUUUUCAUUUUUUUGGUAAAUAAGAUCUGGUUUUGGUGUUUUUAGUA